AUUCUUCAUUUGGUGUUGGACCUUUCACGUUCGUGGAUCAAUUUUAUAUUUCAUCUCAAUGUGAACUCACCAAAAAAUAAGUGAAAAAAUAUUAAAGGAAAUAUUUGUGUAAAACGAGUGAUUUAAUGUGAAAUUACCUAUUAAUAACAUUCAAAACAUAAAACUGAUAACAACUUGAAUUAUCAUUGAGAAAAUCAAUAAAAAAUUAAAAAAAUAUUAAAUUUUUACCCUUGCAAGCGAUUGAUAACAUUAAAAAAUGUUUGAGUUCGAGGAAGCUGGUGGUCUUCGUGACGUUUUCCUUAAUAAACAUGCGGAUUCCCUAAUGGAUUUCUAUAUAAGCGACAGCAUGCAAGAUAUUUAUGACAUUGACAUUCGCUCAGAAGUAGCAACUGUUGUUGGUGGAGCGAAUGAGUUUUCAUCACUCGUAAAUUUCGAUUUACCACCGUUGGAUCUUGAUUCCAAUUCAAAUGAUGUAUGGAUGGGAAGUUCACGAUGGUCGUUUGGAUCAUCAAGCGACAUUUAUGCUGAUGUUGGUGAAUGCGUUAAUCCAAAUGCUGUGAUGCCCAAUUCCAAUAUUCCUAAUGGUGUAACUGCAAAUGUUUCGAUGCUUCUUAAGUCACCAAAAAAUCACAUGAAUCUCAAUCGUCAUCACAUGUUUGAUUCACUUUUAACAUCGCCACGCGAGAAGAAAUCACAUUUAACAUUCUCACCUGCUACAAUUAAGCUUUCGCAAAUGAAGCAAGAGCAGAGUUUAAUUAAUAACAGCAGUGUCAAGAGGCUUAUGAGCAUAAAUACGAUCGAGGCUAAUCGUGAAAACGUCAAGAAGGAUUUAAGUGGUGAACUGGGAACAAUGAAAGUAAAAAACAACUUCAAGUUAGCACCCGGCAUUGGAGGAUUAACAUUUGCCCAAUCAAAUGGUCAACAUAAACUUGAGCUUCAGAAAAGUCACUUGAAAGUUCUCGACAACACAAUCUACAAUGUAAGCAAACAACAGCAGAAAAUUCAACGUUCAUCUAGUCCCAAGUUCACGUAUAUCAGCCAGAACGGUCACAAACCACACAAUGUUAAGAACGUGAUUCAUCCGUCGAAAAUUCAUCACAAUUACGUUUCAAAUGCGAGCAUUUUAAGCUCAAGCAAUCAUCAUGAGAAGCCAGUGAAGAAGACAAAACAACAUCACCCUCAAGGUAUCAGCGAAUUUCCAAAACCUGCCUACAGUUACAGUUGUCUCAUUGCAAUGGCAUUAAAAAAUUCACGAGCUGGCUCACUUCCUGUAUCUGAAAUUUAUAGUUUCAUGUGUGAACAUUUCCCGUACUUUAAAACUGCACCAAAUGGUUGGAAGAAUUCAGUCAGACACAAUCUUUCCCUUAACAAAUGUUUUGAGAAGAUUGAAAAGCCGGUGACAAAUGGUGGACAACGAAAAGGUUGUCUUUGGGCAAUGAAUCCAGCAAAGAUUUUAAAAAUGGAUGAAGAAGUACAAAAAUGGUCGCGAAAAGAUCCAAUGGCAAUAAAGAAGGCCAUGGUGUUCCCUGAAAACUUGGAAGCAUUAGAACGUGGUGAAAUGAAGCAUGGACACAGUGGCGAGAGUGACGAUGAUGAAGAGAACGACAUGGGAUCAUCUGAAGAUAAUGAUGAGAUUCAAAGUGAAGGUGAACAGGAAGAAAGUUUUCUCAACACGCCUGAAUCGUUGAACGAUGGACAUGCAACCAGCGACGAAGAAGUUGAUUUCGAUGUUGAGGUCUCGGAAGACUUUUACGACAUCGACAUUGAAGAGUCCGCCCGCGAAGCUUUGUCACUUGAAAUAUCUGGCGAUAAAGAUUUUUUAAACAUCGAUGAUAACGAUGCAAGUCUCUUCUCACCUCAACAACCUCAGCAAAAACGUGCACGUUUAGAUUUCUCCAUCUCAUCAUCAGCAUCACCGACUUUGGUCAUGAAUCAUUCACACAACAGACGAAAGACGCCGCAUGUUAAUCGAUUCAUUUAAAUUUGUGAUUAACAACAACAAUAGCUGAAGGCGGAAGUUCAAUUUAUUAUUAAUAGCAGUCGGAAAAGCAAGCUGAUGAGAAAAUUCUUUUUUUUUCCAAAAUUCUUUUAUGAAACUUAAACAUUUUUUUUUCUUUUGAUAUUUCCUUAAAUUUGUAUUCAUUUUCAUUCAAUAAUAAUAAGCGAUAAAAAUGAGAUUACGAGAUUCAAGUGAUGAUAGUUGAAAUCGAGUUUUUGUUAAGGGAAACAAGAAUUUCGUAGAGCAAUUUGUGGAAAAGUUUCUUCUUUGAAAUUGUGCCUUUAAAGGAACAAACAAAAAAUAAUUUUUCAUAACACGAUGCUGGGAUUAAUAUCAGGUGUGUGAGUUUUACGUAGCUUUUUUAUGAUGUGGUGUAGUUGGAAAUCAUCAUCACUUGAUCUCAUCUCGAAUCUCAUAAGAAGAAAAAUAAUUCAAUUAAAUAGCAAAAAUUAAUUUGAGUUCAAAGAACAACUUAGUAGGAGAAAAGAGAAGAACGAAUACGAAUAACAAGUUAAAGUACGUUUGAUAACAUGUGAUAAGAUGAAAAAUAAAAGAAGAAAAACGAAAAGUGAUGAUGAGAAGAAGACGAAGGGUGGCAAAAAUGGUCUCGUAAAAGCUUAGAGAUUUAAAAUUUAAUGAAACUUUGUAUUUUUGUACAUUCAUAAUUUUCUCAAUCAACUUUGUUCCUCAACUGAAAUGUGAAAAAGGUGGAAAAUGUUGAGUGUUAUAAGUUUUUGUGAGGAGAAAACUGGAAAAAUGUGUUUUGCUGUCCGAGAUAUCAUCGCUCUAUUGUGAGCGUCUUUUCGGAAUGAUGGAA
Messenger RNA from Clunio marinus, 2816 nucleotides. The record is from the annotation of a GenBank genome assembly. Lineage: Eukaryota; Metazoa; Arthropoda; Insecta; Diptera; Chironomidae.